Myxocyprinus asiaticus (Chinese sucker) is the source of this 4695-nucleotide messenger RNA. Its product is annotated as serine/threonine-protein kinase OSR1-like. Gene Ontology annotation, biological process: protein phosphorylation. Gene Ontology annotation, molecular function: protein serine/threonine kinase activity; ATP binding. The transcript is spliced from 18 exons. Bases 183 to 1763 code for a protein of 526 amino acids. The record is from RefSeq and is a predicted model, not a curated record. Lineage: Eukaryota; Metazoa; Chordata; Actinopteri; Cypriniformes; Catostomidae.
UUUCUGGCGCUGGUAGCAAACUUUGGGAAUGAUAGAAAGGGCUGUUGAAGAUAAUCGCUGAGAGGAGGUGGAAUGCUACUGAUUUGCGGAUUAGAGUAACAUUCACACUUUGUUUUCUGUAAGCACCCAGCUCUAGUGCUUGGAUUCAGCAGGAUAGAAAUAAAGGUACGCAAUCCUGAGACAUGUCGGAGGACCUGAGCUCCCAACCCUGGUCCAUCAACAGGGAUGACUAUGAGCUGCAGGAGGUUAUAGGGAGUGGAGCUACAGCUGUUGUCCAGGCUGCCUACUGUGUCCCCAGGAAGGAGAAGGUCGCCAUCAAACGCAUCAAUCUGGAAAAAUGCCAGACCAGCAUGGAUGAACUUCUGAAAGAGAUCCAGGCAAUGAGUCAGUGUCACCAUCCCAACAUUGUGUCGUACUACACCUCGUUUGUGGUGAAGGAUGAGCUGUGGUUGGUGAUGAAGCUGCUCAGCGGUGGCUCAGUGUUGGACAUAAUAAAGCACAUCAUUUCAAAAGGGGAACACAAGACUGGUGUACUGGACGAACCCAGUAUAGCAACUGUUUUGAAAGAGGUUCUUCAGGGUCUAGAGUACCUUCACAAAAAUGGACAGAUCCACAGGGAUCUUAAAGCUGGAAACAUUUUGCUGGGAGAGGAUGGAUCUGUGCAGAUUGCAGAUUUUGGUGUAAGUGCCUUCUUAGCCACAGGUGGUGAUAUGACUAGAAAUAAAGUACGGAAGACGUUUGUGGGAACGCCAUGUUGGAUGGCACCAGAGGUGAUGGAGCAGGUGAAAGGUUACGACUUCAAAGCAGACAUGUGGAGUUUUGGGAUUACGGCCAUAGAGCUGGCCACCGGCGCUGCUCCUUACCACAAAUACCCUCCAAUGAAGGUGUUGAUGUUGACUCUGCAGAAUGACCCACCUUGCCUUGAGACUGGAAUCGCAGACAAAGAGAUUGUGAAGAAAUACGGAAAAUCCUUGAGGAAAAUGAUCUCCUUGUGUUUGCAGAAGGACCCAGAGAAAAGGCCAACAUCAUCAGAACUCUUAAAACAUAAAUUCUUCCAGAAAGCCAAGAAUAAUGAAUAUCUGCAGGACAAAUUACUACAAAGAGCACCUACAAUAACAGAGAGGGCGAAAAAGGUACGGCGAGUUCCUGGCUCCAGUGGGAGGCUCCAUAAAACAGAAGAUGGCGAAUGGGAAUGGAGUGAUGAUGAACUGGAUGAGGAGAGUGAGGAGGGCAAAGCUGCUGUUUCUGCCUUACGGUCACCUAGAGUAAAAGAAGGACUGCAGAAUACAGAGAUUUUCCAAGCCUAUGGCAGUCAUCUCCAGCCUGAUCUACCUCAUGGUGCUGGCCAGGGCUCAGCUCAAGCUUCACCACCCAGCGCUCAACAUACUGCCCCAAAUACACCCCCGUCACAUGGCCAGCCCACAGUCGCAAACCCUGCACAGGCACCAGUUCCUGGAGGUGAUGCCUCCCAAUCCCCCAUCAGUUUGGUAUUAAGGUUAAGAAACUUGAAAAAGGAGCUGAAUGACAUCCGAUUUGAGUUUAUGCCUGGCAGAGACACGGCAGAUGGGGUUUCUCAAGAGCUGGUAUCAGCCGGCUUGGUAGAUGGGAGAGAUUUAGUUAUAGUUGCUGCUAAUUUGCAGAAGAUUGUCGAAGAGCCUCAUUCCAAUAAAAAUGUCACUUUUAAGCUGGCCUCUGGGGUUGAGGGUUCUGAUAUUCCUGAUGAUGUCAAACUCUUGGGAUUUGCUCAGCUCAGCAUUAGCUAAACUUUUGCUCUGUGCGGGACCAUGACUUGCCUACAAAUGUGAAAACAAACCAACACCAACACCAACAACCAACAGAAUGACACGUUGAUAUAUUUUUUCCUCUCUCACUUACCCGAAAGAAACCACUGUUGCCAAAGAGCAAAGCCCAUAGGAUUUCUCAAAAUGGCUCAACUGCAGAGGACAGUUGAACAAGAUUUAUCAUUAUUUGUAGGAAUCAAUAAAAAAUAAAGUUUACGAUUUAUGCAUAAGGAUGCAGUUAUCACAACCAGAUAUAACCUUAAUGUUUUUAUGUUUCUCUUUCAUUUCUUCUUGUUUUCUCUACAAUGUUUGUCCUAUGUUUGCACAAUCUAAACUAACACCCAAAAAAUUUAAAAAUGCCUCAUCUCCAUGUGUGCAUAUGAGUGCCUAUAAGGGGAGCGAAAUGCAAAGAAACAUGAAGUUUACUGUAAAAAUAAGUAAAUUUGGUUACAACAGCUACAAACGCAUUUGUUUUACCUGUAUUUCUUCUGUGCUUUUGAAGACAAGCAACUAGUGUGUUCAGUCAGUCUGCUAUUCACACACACUUGCAUUAUUUACUUGGAAGGUUCAUUUAAACAAGCUUUGUGACAAUUUUUCUAAAUCUUGAUUUGAAUCAUUUUAAAUCUCAAUUUAAAAUAUUGUUUUUUAAAUUUACCCUUCUCUAAUGGAAAUUCUGAUUUCUUCAUUGUACACUGGCUAGUGUCGAUACACUACAAAUAUUCUUAAUUUAAAUUGCAUUGCAGAUUAGUAAUUUAAAGGAAUAUUCCAGGUUCAAUACAAGUUAAGCUCAAUUUUUUAAAGUAAAGGAGGGACGAGUCGAAAUUUUUUGUGGUAAUCAACAUCAUGUCACAAAUGCUGUCGAUUGAGCUUAACUUGUAUUGAACCUGUAAUAUUUCUUUAAGACAAUGCAGCAGGCAGUUGAAUCUGUUCUAUAUGUCCUUAAAAGUUGGUUUUAGUAGUUUUUAUUUUAUUUUAUUUUUUUUAUUUUUUUUAUUUUUUUUGGCUGUCUGAACUGGGCAAUUUGCAAAUGGCUCUAUCCCACUCUGCUCUGAAAUACAAGUUCUUGCCUUAAAACCCGAUCUCAUGAAAAGUCGUGCAUAAUUUACGAGUUGGCUAUUUCGUAUGGUCUCGCACGAUGUUGUUUGCAUAAACUCGUAUGACUUCAUCACGUGCAAAUGCUCGGAACUGCACCCAAGACUUUCACCCACUGUUGCGCUUGUGUAUAUGGUUGAUUGACAAUAAAGUGAUUUGAUAAUGCGGAAGCGCGAGUUCCACGCACGAGGCGUUAAGGACAUACUUAUUAAUAUUAUGCCCUUACCCAAACCCCUUAUCUAAACUUAACCAAUCAGUAGAGUGUGUAAACAUGAUAGGAAGCUGUUGUGUGUAACAGAAGCAAGUAAUUGGCGCGUAUUAGAUGGAAACGAUGUCCAGCGAUGUCAUUGGCUGUAGUGAAAGUCGUAGGAAUUCAAACGAGUGCAGUCGCACGAUAUCAUACAAAUGAGCCAAAUUUGGAAAAGUCAUACGAAUCCUGACGAUUUCGCCUUGAGAGUGUGUUGGUUUCUACAUAUUUUUACAUACUAUACAGUAUAUUUUGCUUUAGGUUGGUUACAUAUUAAUUUGUGAAUUUGUAUUUAAAAUUUCACAACUUUAUCUGUGAAUUCAGUUCAUUUUAUAAGUAUCUCUCUGUAAGUAAUUUAGAAGUUCAUCAAAGUAGCUGAGAUACUCUCUGAUGAAACUUUGGUGUUUGGCUUUGUUUCUGCUCUGGAAUUGAACUCUUUAAGUAUUCAUGUGUAUUUCUGAUGUGGAUUAACUUGAUUGAACUUGCUCUUGUUUGUAAAUAGUGUAAUUUGGCAUUGAGUUGAUUUUAUAUGGGAUGUUUCACUCAUGGCCUUUGUGUUCUUCAUAAAUAAGGUGAUGGGAGGUGGUGUUGGCUACAAAAGACACAUUUGUGAGUUUUGCUGUUUUGUCUUUGUCUACGAGGGUGCCUAUAAUCACAAGAGUUUCUUUAUUCAGUGUGUCAGAUGAUUUUCAGCAGGCCAGCUCUAAACUUGUUCUAUCAGAGUUUCUUUGAGAGUCUGUUUACUUAACAUCAUAUAUGCAGCAUAUCUCAAAACAUAAAUAAGAUGCUUUAAACAUAUUGCCACCUGCUGUGAGAACAGCCUAGAAUAAUCUUGAGUAUAUAUUUUAAAUAUCACUCCUCUCACUUAAAGCAGUAUUUCUUCUGAUUUUCAGAAUUUCCCUUUGGCCUUUUUUAUUUGUAAUAUAUAUAUAUAUAAUUAGCUAAUUAUUAAAUAAUUUCAAACAUUUUCCCCCAUUUUAUUUUCCAGUUUUAUUGAGAAGAAUUUGAAAGAUCUUUAGGAGGAAACUUAAAGACAAGUAUUGUGGAAAAGUUAAUAUAACACCUGCCUUUUCAGAUCCAACCCCUCCUCUUGACUGUACAGUCACAACAAAACUGGCCCACUAAAAAAUUUAAAAAUGUUUAAUUAAAUUGCUUGCAUUCAAGUGCUACUGAAAUAAAGUAUUGCUUUUAAUAAGAAACUAUGAACAUCUGGGAUGCUAUGCAAUUUAAAAGAUGGAUAACACAAUAAUAUGUUUAGAACUAAUAGUACUAUUUUAAAAUAAUAUAAUAAUAUCCAAAUAUAAUAAUGCAUAGCAUUUCACACAGUCGCACAUAUAUCCUGGCCUAUGCUUUUGCCAAUCUCUCUUAAAUGCGGAAGAGUGUUGUAAUGUAUUGACAGAAUCAGUUUACUGUAAGGAAUAAAAGCAACACAAAUAAGAAUAAAACAAUAAGAUCAAUUUAUUUUUCUUCAGUUUAUGUUCACUUUAGUCAUCCUUUUCUCUGGCUUGUUUUGAAUUUUAAGGCAUGUUUCUUAAAAUGCUUUAAAAUCAAUAAAGAAUGAACAUAUCAAGUCAA